UCUUCCUUAGUUGUGGUAGCAUAAAAAAGAGAGCUUUGGAUAAAAAGGGGAGGAAGCCUUCAUAUUUGACUAAUAAAAGAAAGCUCUCUUUUCGUUUCUCCUGGGAUUUUCAGGUGGCCGCAGCCCAUUAUAGAUCUGUUUUCUUCCCACUUUCCUUGCUCUCAUUUUGCAUUUCAAGCUUCAUUGAAGAAUACAUAUUGCCCCAUUUGAUCAAAUUCCCACCUUUUCAGCGUGUAGAAAAAGAAAAAACUACUAAUUUACAUGUGAGUUUCACAUUUCCCCCUGUUCUGAUUUGUAGUUUCUAGGAACUUUGGCGAGGUCCACCAUUGUGUUUGGUGGGCUUCGUCCAGACAAUCCAAUUGCUGACCAUUAUCUUUUGAAAGGCAGAUCCUAUAUCUGUUAGUUUUCGAAGCUUACGCUUGUUUUUCAUUGCAUUUUUGGACAAUUGGUGGUCUUGCCUAACUUUUAAGACAUCUUUUGUUCAAUUUAUAUAACGUAUAUGCCUAACUUGAAUCCUGCACCAUUCAAAUGCUUUUCUUCUUGAUAACUUGCUGCUCAUUCAUCAUCUUCUUUUACAAGUCUCUUUCUUUCAAGCUACUUCCUUUGUUGGCUUGUGAGAUGAGAUUGCUCUCACUCUGGUGUUGGAAAGAUUUUUCACUUUUAUCUCUCCUCACCAAAUCCAUUAAAAGCAGCAGGUUCUUUGCCUCCGAGAUGAUGAUGUCAUUCAAGAAAAGAACUCUUCAAACCAGUUCCAAGACAGUAGUACAUCAUAAUGCUGAUGAGCUAAGCUCACCAUCAUCAUCAGAGAUCAUGUCCAUAUUGGAUUUGCCUGAAUUAGUAUUGGAAUGCAUUCUUGAGAAGCUCCCCCCUGAGGGCUUGUGUAGUAUGGCCGCUGUUUGCCGGUCUUUGAGAGAUAGAUGUAUGAGUGAUCAUCUGUGGGAAAAGCAUAUGAAUCAGAAAUGGGGAAGAAUUAUUGGCCCCGCUGCCCAUAGGGAGUGGCAGUGGCAUAUUGCUACAAGAAAAGAUUCUUGCUUCAAUCAAGCAACGCCAAAAGGGUCCUUCAAUUAUCUGUCUCAAUUAUGGCCUCUUUCAUUAGUUAGAUCCAGCUUAAAGAAUAGGAUAACCAAGAGGAAGAAUUCUCCUCCGGUUGAUUCAGUAAUGUCCUGGUAUCUUGCUCUUGAGUCUGGCAAGUUGUUCCCUGCUCAGAUUUAUAAUCGUGAGCAUGGGCAUGUUGGUUUUAUGUUGUCAUGCUACGAUGCAGAACUUAGCUAUAAUCCCAGAACUGAUACUUUCCAGGCCAGAUAUCCUCCACAUGGAAACAGAGCAGUUGCCGUGGAGACAGAUGUGACAUGGGACAGAAUAAGAGCACCACCUGUUGAUACCCCUCCACAUGAUCUUCAUAUCUCUGACUGUUUGAGUGAAUUGCAUCCUGGUGAUCACAUUGAAAUUCAAUGGAGAAGAAACAAAGAAUUCCCUUAUGGUUGGUGGUAUGGUGUCGUAGGUCACUUGGAAACAUGUGAUGGGAAUUCCAACUACUGCCGUUGUCAUGAAAGUGAUAGCGUUGUUCUGGAGUUCAAUCAGUACACUCCUGGUUCAAGGUGGAGAACAACAACUCUCAGUAGAAAAGACCAUCGAGAAGGAGGAAAUGAAGCUGAUGGAUUCUAUGGAGGAAUCCGAAAUCUCCAAAGAAAUGAAGAGAUUUCAACAUGGAAAAAGCUUUGGCCAACUGAAAUCUUGGAAUAAAGCUCAGAAAUUUUCUGUUCUAGAUGGUUCAAGUCUCAAAUUUGCACUCCUUUGUUCAUUCUAUGGAGCACUGAACUCUCCGCUAGAUUCAGCAUUGUAUUAUACUAGGCUGUCAUCUCCUCUUAGGGGAGAGGUUGGGAAUCAUUUGGGUAGAAUUGUUCCUCUCCUUUGAUGCAAGUAGGUCCAUUGUAGUAUGUGUAAUUGUAUCAGGAGUUAUAUUAAGAUUUUCCCCUCUAGGAUGUACUAGUAGUCAAAAGCUGUAUCGUCCACCAUUUUCUUGGCAUUUUCUCCUGGUGGAAUGGGGGAAAAGAAGAAUUAAAAGUUAAUGUAAAUAAUAACACAAUGAUAUUCAUGAUAUUGUAAUAUCAAUUUCUUAGGCUUAGUUAUUACUA
Messenger RNA from Coffea arabica (coffee), 2135 nucleotides. Its product is annotated as F-box protein At2g26850-like. NCBI's taxonomy places the organism in Eukaryota, Viridiplantae, Streptophyta, Magnoliopsida, Gentianales, Rubiaceae. The record is from RefSeq and is a predicted model, not a curated record. Gene Ontology annotation, molecular function: protein binding.